AUGCCUUCUCUACCCCAACCUCCCACCGACCCGAUCCCUCCCCUCUACCUCAACCUCCCACUGGCCCGACCCCUCCCCUCUACCUCAACCUCCCACUGGCCCGACCCCUCCCCUCUACCCCAACCUCCCACUGGCCCGACCCCUCCCCUCUACCCCAACCUCCCACUGGUCCGACCCCUCACCUCUAACCCAACCUCCCACCAACCCGACCCCUCCCCUCUACCUCAACCUCCCACUGGCCCGACCCCUCCCCUCUACCCAAACCUCCCACUGGCCCGACCCCUCCCCUCUACCCCAACCUCCCACUGGCCCGACCCCUCCCCUCUACCUCAACCUCCCACUGGCCCGACUCCUCCCCUCUACCUCAACCUCCCACUGGCCGACCCCUCCCCUCUACCUCAACCUCCCACUGGCCCGACCCCUCCCCUCUACCCCAACCUCCCACUGGCCCGACCCCUCCCCUCUACCCCAACUUCCCACCGACCCGACCCCUCCCCUCUACCCCAACCUCCCACUGGCACGACCCCUCCCCUCUACCUCAACCUCCCACUGGCCCGACCCCUCCCCUCUACCUCAACCUCCCACUGGCCCGACUCCUCCCCUCUACCUCAACUUCCCACUGGCCCGACCCCUCCCCUCUACCCAAACCUCCCACUGGCCCGACCCCUCCUCUCUACCUCAACCUGCCACUGGCCCGACCCCUUGCCUCUACUCCAGCCUCAACUGUUUUUAUCAUCAGUGUAUUUAAAUAAUUUAAAUGCGUUUCCCUGA
Messenger RNA from Haliotis rufescens (red abalone), 771 nucleotides. Its product is annotated as extensin-like. Bases 1 to 771 code for a protein of 256 amino acids. The transcript has a single exon. NCBI's taxonomy places the organism in Eukaryota, Metazoa, Mollusca, Gastropoda, Lepetellida, Haliotidae. The record is from RefSeq and is a predicted model, not a curated record.